AUGGCAUCAUCGUCGCCGGCAUCGUUUAUAUCCACUCGCCUGAAAGAAGAAUUUCAGGGCCUCAAUUCGUCGGACGGGCCCCUCUCUGGGGAGGAAGAUUAUGAAUGGGAUGAACUCGACGCGCUGGGUGAGUUAGCAACCCUUUCGGAAUCCCACCGCCAAUCCAUCAUUAAUACAGAGAUAAGCAAAGAAGAUGAUCUCGAAACAGAUCCUGUCCCCGUAUGCCAAUGGAACUUGUGCGGCAUCCAGCUCUCAGAUUUGAAGGAAUUGGUGACCCAUAUUUCUGAGGAUCAUGUCCAAAGAAGCACCGGUGCAAAAGCAGAUGUAACUCCCUGGGCAUGCGAAUGGGAGGGAUGUCCUAGGAAAAGCAUUCCACAUUCUUCCAGAAAUGCCCUGAUCAGCCAUAUGCGUGGACACACAGGGGAAAAGCCAUUUUCUUGUCCGAAAUGUCCUAAAAGAUUUCCCAGGGCAGAUGCGAUGCAAAAGCACAUAAGAAACCACCACCACCAACAACCUUUGCCUUUACCCUCAACAUCGACAUCCAAAUCUGGUUCAAAAAAAUCGGCAACAAAAAAAAAUUUCGCCGAUAGCUCUUCAAAAGCACCCGCCUCGUCAUCGCCGCUAGCCCCAAUGGACCCUAUCUCAGUAUCUUAUCCUGCAAGUAACGAUGCUGUAUCCUCUAUUUCAUUUGAGGCGCCAUCAUCAAGUAUUCCAUCAGAACUAUCACCACAGAAACUCCAGGAAAUUGGCACUUGGUUGGAAUCUGUUUUUGAUGGCAUGCCUCUUUUUACUGUAAGGGCUAAUCAUGAAACGGCCGAGGGCCAGUUUGACGAAAAAGAUGGUGAUUGUGCUAGUAAUGGCAGAAAUUUGAGUUUAUUGCAAGUAAGUUAUAACAGUGAAGAUAUUAACGACCUCGACAAGCGACUGCUGGCCCAGUAUUAUGUCUCCAUGCAAGAACGGCAUUUUCUCUUGUUCGAACUGCAGCAGAUGCAUGCAAAAGCAACUACAUUAGCGGCCCAGAUUACUGAGUGCCGGGGAGCCCUGGAUCGAUGGGGAAAACAAAAUGCCCACCUUUCAUCCCCAUGA
Messenger RNA from Mitosporidium daphniae, 1086 nucleotides. RefSeq lists its product as uncharacterized. Gene Ontology annotation, cellular component: nucleus. Lineage: Eukaryota; Fungi; Microsporidia. Gene Ontology annotation, molecular function: RNA polymerase II cis-regulatory region sequence-specific DNA binding; DNA-binding transcription factor activity, RNA polymerase II-specific. Bases 1 to 1086 code for a protein of 361 amino acids. The transcript has a single exon. Gene Ontology annotation, biological process: regulation of transcription by RNA polymerase II. The record is from RefSeq and is a predicted model, not a curated record.